This is a messenger RNA of Strongylocentrotus purpuratus (purple sea urchin), 1390 nucleotides long. RefSeq lists its product as uncharacterized. The record is from RefSeq and is a predicted model, not a curated record. Bases 932 to 1390 code for a protein of 152 amino acids. NCBI's taxonomy places the organism in Eukaryota, Metazoa, Echinodermata, Echinoidea, Camarodonta, Strongylocentrotidae. The transcript is spliced from 3 exons.
CUCUUGAUCCCUUUUCACUCAUUUAUCUUUGGUGGUUUGGUUUGCGUUUUUUUCCCUCACCAUUCUAUUGUUUUGGGAGGGGGUCAUUUCUAACACUCUUUUAAUUCUUUAUUUUUUAAAAAUUUAUAUCUUAAUUAAUAUAAUACCUUCAUCACGGAACCGACGAAUUAAAGCGAUCUUUAACCCAACCUAUAAACAAACCUUAAUUACCCGCAACCCCAGCCCAUGAUCCUAUCGUCAACGAAACAAAGCCUGGAUGUAAAUCCCCUAGAGCGUUAUUGUCGGAAUCAACAACAUAUACAUGGGCCAUGUUUCAUAAAACUUUUUAAACAAAUGCUAAAACUCUAUGCCAGAUUUGCUUUCAGCGGCAACUCAAAUGCAAUGAUUUUAGUAGCUUAUUACAAUCACGUUAUCGUUAAUCGUUUGGCCUAUAUAUAAGCUAUUGAAUGAUGACACGUUUUAUGCAACAGGACCCGUUACGAUCGUGGUUUUCGUUUGGAAAGAUAGCUCGAGUGUGACAUGGGCCGCGAACUCUAUAUUGACUAGACACAUUAGUAUUGACCGAAUGGACAUCACAUCACUUACAGUAAUACAGACAUGUAUGUUUGUCACAGCGGCAUCAAAAUUAAUGUGUACAUUCAUUGGCAACGGUUGAAAGUACGAGUUGGCCAGCUUAAAAUGUUUCUGUUGCCUUUUAGCUUAUAUGAUUGCAUUAUUUGUCGUGUAACAGACAUCUUAUAAAUUUGACCUGCUGUUCGAAAACUAUUCUCAAAUAGGUGCAGCAUCUUUUGUUUUUCGCCUGAAGUAGAAAAAAAACACUUAUACUCAGAGAGCGAAUAAGAUAACGGCUGCAUGAUCUGCAGAUGAAUUAUAUAGGUCGAUAUAUGAUUGGAUUAUUCUCUUUUGCUUGAUCUACAUUAAGGUUGGAUAGAUGAGGCUCUUUUGCAGCCGAAGGUUUAAAACUCAUCUUUUACGAUGUACCUUAAACAUCGCGGUCAUCCUCCUAUUCGUGAUCGUCACCAUCUACCUAUCCGAUCUCCUCAACGUCGACAGUGACAAGGAGAAUGCUAUCGAUGAAGAGGAACAAGAAUUCUCCUCAUUCCUGGGUGAGCUUCGGCCCUUCGACAUACCCGUUGUCAUAAAAAAAGCCCCCUCUCGGAUCAAAGGCGACUUGGUCCGACCCAACAACAAGGCCCUCAACGAAGACGACGACGAAAGAGAGAACGAUAGAAGGGCUCGGCCAGUCGACGAUGAGAACAGCGUAGUCAAUGACGGUAAAGUUGGAAGUAUACAGAGCAGAGUUCAGGUAGUAGAGGUACACAUAAUCAACUUUAAUGUCCUUGUAUUCAAGUUCUGCAUUUCAUUUUAUAUCAUACAAUUGCUAUUAUAA